GUUGUUAAGAGGACGCCAUACUCAGAUCGACCUUACGCUGUUUGAGUUUGCGUAUUCUGCGGUGAACCAACACCACCAUGUCCAAGGAGGCCCCCCGAGAACCCGAGCAGCUCCGCAAACUUUUCAUCGGAGGUCUUAGCUUCGAAACGACCGACGAAAGUUUGCGUGCCCACUUCGAACAAUGGGGGACGCUUACAGACUGUGUGGUAAUGAGAGACCCAAACACAAAGCGAUCGCGAGGUUUUGGCUUUGUCACGUACUCUUCAGUAAAAGAGGUCGACGCAGCCAUGGAAGCGCGCCCCCAUAAGGUGGAUGGCAGGGUCGUGGAGCCAAAGAGGGCAGUGUCCAGGGAGGAUUCCAACAGGCCAGGUGCUCACAUGACUGUGAAAAAGAUCUUUGUUGGUGGCAUCAAAGAAGACACAGAAGAACAUCACUUGCGAGACUACUUUGAAAUGUUUGGAAAGAUCGAGGUCAUUGAGAUCAUGACCGACAGAGCCAGUGGCAAGAAGAGGGGCUUUGCCUUUGUGACAUUUGAUGACCAUGACGCAGUGGACAGGAUUGUCAUUCAGAAGUACCACACGCUGAAUGGCCAUAAUUGUGAAGUAAGGAAAGCACUUUCCAAACAGGAAAUGGCAAGUGCUGGAAUGAAUAUGAGGGGACGAGGUGGCGGAGGCGCUGGUCAGUUUGGACGAGGCGGUGGAUAUGGGGGUAACUUCGGCCGUGAUGGAGGCUUUGGUGACCGUGGAGGGAGGGGUGGCUAUGGAGGAGAUGGAUACAAUGGUUAUGGAGAAGAUGGCUAUGGUGGAGGCCCCGGUUAUGGGGGUAACCGUGGAUAUGGCGGUGGCCAGGGGUAUGGCAACCAGAGUGGUGGAUAUGGAGGAAAUGGAGGAUAUGAGGGAUACAAUAACGGUGGAGGCAGUUUUGGUGGAAACUUUGGAGGCAAUGGCUACAAUGACUUUGGAAACUACAACAACCAGGGCUCUUCCAACUAUGGCCCAAUGAAAGGAAAUAAUUUUGGAGGUGGUGGAGGGGGAAGGAAUAGCAGUGGCCCAUAUGGUGGAGGAUAUGGGGGUGGCUCUGCUAGUGGCGGAUAUGGCAGUGGUGCUGGUGGCCGGCGAUUCUGAGCAUUCUAAGAGGACUCAGUACUUAGGAGAGGGGAGCGAGAGAAGGGACAGGGAAGCUGCAGGCUUGCACCAUAGAUCUGCUCAGCCAAACGGUUGUGGCACAUUACCACUGCCACAUGAAGAAGUGCACAGUAGAAAUUUGUGGAGGCUUCAUUUGUUUGUCCUGUUGAAGCAGGAAUAUUUUAUACAUGCUCUUUGUUUCUGUGAAAGGCAUUCCAAGGUUUUAUGUAAAUUUUUGUUUUAACACCCAUUUUGGUGUAUUUUUUUGGUUUUGUUUUUUUAAUGUAACUGCAGAAAAUCAUGAAAUCAUGUCAUGAAAUAAACCACCUUUCAGUUUUUUAACAUUGUC
Molecule: messenger RNA, 1473 nt
Organism: Megalops cyprinoides (Indo-Pacific tarpon)
Lineage: Eukaryota; Metazoa; Chordata; Actinopteri; Elopiformes; Megalopidae
Product: heterogeneous nuclear ribonucleoprotein A1-like
Exons: 11
Coding region: 78-1124 (348 amino acids)
Molecular function (GO): RNA binding
Source: RefSeq, a predicted model, not a curated record